UUAAUUUUGUUUAAUUCAAUUAUAAAACAUUAAAUGUGUUGAUAAAAUUAUAUGAAUGUUGUUUUAUAUAUUUGGAUAAAAGCCUUCAAUAUUCCAAUUGGUUUUAAUAUUAAAUGAAAUUCCUCAAUUCCGGCAACACUGCGUACGUACUAAUUUAUUAUCCCGAAUGACGCUCAUGAAUUCGUAGCAAAAAGGAAGACAAAAUACCAUUUAUUUCAUUAGUUAUUCUACUAUCGAUAUCGUUUAAGAUAUAUAAAGUUUUUAUUUUCCACUGAAAAAAUGUUCAUAUAAAUAACAUAGACAGAUAUGCUUGGCAACCGCGCAUAACGAAAAGUAUUUUGUAUCUAAGGCGGCGAACAAUUGACUGUCUGCUAAUCCGAUAGUUGACUGUGAGAUAAACGUCAACUUUACGAAACGGAAUAGAUAUAAAUAAUUAUUGUUUUAUUUUAUGAAUAUAAUAUAUUUAGAUAAGUUAAAUAUCAUUAUUUUUAUAGUUUUAGUAUAAAUAUUUGUGCAUAGUUAUAAAAAGUGAUAAUUUAAGUGGUGGCGAGUUAAAAAUAUUUAUAGGUUAUGUUGACACCUGUAUCGGAAUUGUGGGUUAUUAUUUUACAAAAUCGAGACGUUUAAAGCAGGAUAACAAAUUAUUAUUGGGAUAUCAAGGAUUUUUUUAAGUUGCGGGUUAUUAGUUAUGAAGAAAAUAAAUCUAAUUGUAUGUUCGAUUUUUAUAAUUACGGAUAUGACUUUUGAAAUAUCCGCCUCCAAUAUUUUGAUAGUAGACAACGUUCCGUCACCUAGCCAUCAGAUUUGGAACUAUGGAAUCGUCAAAGCGUUAUUAGAAAGGGGGCAUAAUAUCACUUUGUUGGGAUUAAGAAACAUCGACAUUAUCCUUCAUGAAAAUUUAACUAUGUACGAAUUAGAAGCAUUGCCUGAAUCGACGAAAAACGUUUUAAACAUCAACAAACUACAUAAAUAUGGGGUACUUGACAACAUUAAAUUAAAAAACGAUUACGAAAUUUCCACGUGCACUCGUAAUCUCGAAUCUCCAUCUUUAAACGCCAUCUUAAAUUACCCAACAGAUUUUUUCGAUUUACUUAUAUUCGAUAUAAGUUUCAGUUGUUUAUUACCUUUAAUUAAAAAAUUCGAUUUCCCCCCCAGCAUCGGUAUAACUGCUUUCAUGAUCCCCAAAUACAUAUCGGAUAUUUUCGGUAAAGACGUCAACCCUUCCUACGAACCCUUCAUGUAUACGACAUUUUCCACCGAUAUGAAUUUCGCCCAACGAAUCCAAAAUUAUUUUUUCACGUAUUUUGAUACCUACACGUGGCGCAGGCUUUACGAUUCCGAGUUGAUUCAAGUAUUGAACCGAUCGUUCGGAAAUCACAUGCUACCUCUUCAUCAUCUACACGAUCAUCUUUCGCUGCUUCUUUGUAACCUGGUGAUUGGUUUCCACUAUCCGAGAUCGUUACCGCCUAGCGUGAUACCUAUCGGAGGUGUCCAUUUGGACCUUAUCAACAAAUUACCUAAAGAUCUUCAGGAAAUAGUGGACGAUUCCCCCCACGGUAUCAUCAUAUUUUCGUUAGGAUCGAAUCUAAAUUCCAACGAUAUGGAUUCAACUAAAAUCCGUUAUAUUCUCGAUGCAUUUUCGAAAUUAAACGAAACCAUUUUGUGGAAAAUAACAAAGACGUUAGAAAACGUACCAAAAAACGUGAUUUUGCGCAAAUGGUUGCCUCAACAAGAAUUACUAGCUCACAAUAAAACGAAAUUGUUCAUCAGCCAUUGCGGUGGAUUGAGCACCGUGGAAGCGGCACGUUUCGGAGUACCGAUUUUGGCACUACCUUUUAUGCUCGAUCAAAAUCAAAACGCGGAACAAAUUGAGAAUCAAAAGUGGGGAAAAGUUUUGCCUUUCCAAAAAAUAACCACCGAAAAUAUUUACGACGCUAUUCAUCGGCUUCUACAUAAUCCCGAAUAUCGUACGAACGCUCAAAGAAUGUCACGUUUAGUUAGAGAUCAAACUGACAGUUCUAGAGAGCGCGCCAUCUAUUGGAUAGAAUAUGCAAUUAGACAUAACGGCACUCGGUUUUUAAAACCGGAAACUACGAAUUCAUCGUUUUUUAUAAGAUAUUCCUUAGAUAUUUUAACAUUUUUAACCGUACUGUCGAUAAUUUUAACGAAAUCGUUAAUAACUACAUUGAAAUUUUUAAUUACGUAUUGUAUAAAUCGAAAGGUUAAAGUUGAAUAAACUUAUUUUCGUUAAUAAA
Diorhabda carinulata is the source of this 2255-nucleotide messenger RNA. Its product is annotated as UDP-glucosyltransferase 2-like. Gene Ontology annotation, molecular function: UDP-glycosyltransferase activity. Lineage: Eukaryota; Metazoa; Arthropoda; Insecta; Coleoptera; Chrysomelidae. Bases 689 to 2236 code for a protein of 515 amino acids. The transcript is spliced from 6 exons. The record is from RefSeq and is a predicted model, not a curated record.